Molecule: messenger RNA, 1829 nt
Organism: Thunnus maccoyii (southern bluefin tuna)
Lineage: Eukaryota; Metazoa; Chordata; Actinopteri; Scombriformes; Scombridae
Product: forkhead box protein G1-like
Exons: 1
Coding region: 177-1439 (420 amino acids)
Biological process (GO): regulation of transcription by RNA polymerase II
Cellular component (GO): nucleus
Molecular function (GO): DNA-binding transcription factor activity; sequence-specific double-stranded DNA binding
Source: RefSeq, a predicted model, not a curated record
UCCAUCCAUGCAUCUCUCAUCCUGACCCUCCUUUCUCUCUCCUCUCUGUCUCUCUUUCGUUUCCAGCCCGGAUAACGGAGGUGGACGAGCUUGGAGUUGUUGUUGUUGUUGUUGUUGUUGUUAUUUUUUUUAUUAUUAUUUAUUCCUCGUAUUUUUUGGGAGACCUGCCACCGGGCAUGGAGGAUGUAAAAGACCCGCCGACCGUCCACCGGUCCUCCUCCUUCAGCAUCAAGAGCCUCCUGCUGCCCUCCAAGUGCGACAGAACGGACUCCGCUGCUGCUGCCGCCGCCGCCGCCGCCGCCGCGGUCAUCGGCAUCCCCGGGACCCUCUCUCCCUCUCCGGGUUCUGACUCUGAGAAGUCGCUGGACCCACCGGAGGUAGACUCCACAGCCGGCGCGCUGGACCCGGAGAAACCGGGCAAGGAGGAGCAGGGGGAAGAGGAGGAGGAGGGCGGUGGGGGAGGCGGAGGAGGGGACGGCGCCAAGGCAACACCGGAGCAGAAUAAUAACGGCAAUAAUAGCGGGAAAAACGGGAAAUAUGACAAGCCUCCGUUCAGCUACAACGCCCUGAUCAUGAUGGCCAUCCGGCAGAGCCCCGAGAAGCGGCUCACGCUGAACGGCAUCUAUGAGUUUAUCAUGAAAAACUUCCCGUAUUACCGGGAGCACAAGCAGGGCUGGCAGAACUCCAUCCGGCACAACCUGAGCCUCAAUAAGUGCUUUGUCAAGGUGCCCAGGCACUACGACGACCCGGGGAAGGGGAACUACUGGAUGCUGGACCCGAGCAGCGAUGAUGUUUUCAUCGGGGGGACUACCGGGAAGCUCCGCAGGCGCUCCGCCACCUCCCGGGGCAAGCUGGCGAUGAAACGCGGUCUGCGCUUCGCUCCACUCGGCUUGGGGAUUAACGAGCGGGCGAACAACCCGCUCUACUGGCAGAUUUCUCCGUUUCUCUCCCUGCACCAUCACCACCACCAUCACCCGCACUACAACGGAUCCUCACCCGGAUUUUUGAACCAGGCUGCCGGCUACGGGUCGCUGCUGCCCGCGGUGGAGCAGCUGAGCAACGGGGACCUGGGGCGCUCCAUCCUCGGCGGGUCAGCCGCCGGGGCGCUGGGCUUGACGAACAGUUACGGGAUGAGCACGUCGCCGGUCGGGCUGCUGUCCGGACAGACUGCCGGGUAUUUUGUCUCAGGGACCCAACACGCGGCUGCAGCGGCACCGGGGCAGCCUGGAGGAGGGCCGCCGCAUCCGCCGCCGCCGCCGCAUCUCCAGCAGGGCGCACCGGGAUACGGCGGCCUGGCGACCAGCAGCUCGCCGCAGUCUCUGCUAUCGGACUCGCUCAGAAACAGCUCCCUACCGGCCUUCUCCCCGGGCGUGUCCGCGGGGUUCCCCGGGGUGCUGUCCCAUCAAAAGAGGGUGACCCCAAACGCUUUCCUAAACUGAACUCCCCCCUCCUCCUCCCUCCUCUCUCUCCCCUCCUCCCCCCCUCCUCCCCCUCACCGUCACCUCUCCGUGGAUGGCACCGGGACGAGGACGCACAAAAGACGUCAUGUUAAGGGCAAAUAAUAAGUGGUAAAUAUCAAACAUUGAUCGCAAAAAAAUAUAUAUAUGAAGUGAAACUUUUUUGGCCAUAUUCUGCCCCGAAGUGCAACGGGGUUAUUUUGAUUAUUUCUUCGCAUUUUAUUGAAAAAGGGACAAACUUUUGUUACCCGCGGGUUGUACAACUGUAAACUAGACUUGCCAAAGGUAACGCUAUAAGUAUAUUUCAAGCUAUUUAUAUCUUGUACAAAGAUUUUCAGUACUUUCUUUGAGUCUUUUAUUUAUGUUUUGUAU